CUCCUCCUGACGUCACAUCAAUGGCUCUUUGCAUGAACUGUUUUCUGCAACCCCUUCUCGUGUGCAAAGCAAAGCAAAACGUAUCGCACUGCCGCUGCCAACGAAUUCCGACUAGACUGAGAGGGAAAGAGAGGGAAGAUCGGAGCGAAGGGAAAUCUCUCGUAUCAAUUUGAACGACGGAAAAACAGCACAAAAGCGGGCAGGGGUGACAUUUUCUACAGCCAUUGGAAGAGAAACCUUCCCCUUGCGUCGAACAUGGAGCUACCCGCCGCGGGAGAGCACGUCUUUGCGGUGGAGAGCAUCGAGAAGAAGCGGAAUCGAAAGGGGAGGAUGGAAUACCUAGUCAAGUGGCGAGGAUGGUCUCCAAAAUAUAACACGUGGGAACCAGAAGAAAACAUUCUCGACCCGCGACUGCUUGACGCUUUCCAGAACAGGGAGAGAUACGAGCAGCUUAUGGGAUAUCGCAAAAGAGGGCCAAAGCCAAAGCACCUGAUCGGCCAGGUCCCGUCCUUUGCCCGGAGAUCCAGCGUCCUCUCAGGCCUUCAGGAGACCACCCUGGACGAGGAAAACCGGCAGAAAGUGGACCCCAUCCAGACCCAGCAGUACCAGCUGAACAGCAAGAAGCACCACCAGUACCAGCCCCUGCUGGCCAAGGAGAGGGAGGCCGAGCAGCAGGCCAACGGAAAGAAGAAGCUCUACUACCAGCUCAACAGCAAGAAACAUCACCACUACCAGCCUGACCCCAAGAUGUAUGACAGCACCCAGUGCAUGAAGCCCAGGGAGGCCACCAAAGCUCCAGAACUGCCCACCAACCACAGCUGGAACCUGCCUCCCGCGCUACAGCAGAAGUGGGUCCGGGACAAGGACUCUGGCUGCCUGAGCAAAGUCAAGGAUAUCACCAUGGAGCUAAAGAAGCUUCCGGCUCACCUCAACGACCACAGUGGGGAAUCGGAGCAGAGCAAGGCCACGGCCAAAGAGGACGCACCGCUGUUGAAGGCCAACGAUGUCAGCGACAGCAAGCUGAAGAUUGUCAAGAACAAAAACAAGAAUGGACGCAUCGUCAUUGUCAUGAGCAAGUACAUGGAGAACGGCAUGCAGGCGGCGAGGAUUAAAAACGGAGAUGUGGAAACCCUUGACGAGCCGCAGCCGGACAAUGAUGAUGAUGCUGCUGCAGAAAAUCAACUUGAAAAGAUGAGGCUCGUCCAGAAACUGGGUCUCACCAACGGAUUCGCGAAAGACUGCAACAAAGACGUUAAGUUACACGCCCUCAACUCAGGAUCUAACGGAUCUAACGUAUUUAAGUGUCCUGCUGAGAAGGUUGACUCGCCCAAAAUGGAGCUUAGUGCGACAGAGCAGCCCCUGAGGCUGACCACCAAACCUAACCUUGCCCCUUGGCCCUUUGAGAUGGGGGUUCAUAGAAGGACUCAGCCAGUAAACGGCUCUUCUCCAGCCUUCAAACGUCACCUUUCAGAGGCAGACAAGAGCGAGGACCGGGGUGGCUGUAAACGGUUUCUAAACUCCCGGAGUAUCAGUGCACCCUGCACUGUGUCCUCACCACCUCAGAGCAACUCCAUGGACCAAAAUGGCCACCAUAGCCACAAUGGCCACCAGGACUAUGACUUCCUGGAGUCUAACCAGGACGAGCCCAUGGACCUCAGCUGUGUGAGGUCCAAACGGGAGGCUCCAGUUCCCACAGAGACACAGGUGGCUCCUUCUGCCGAGGAGGAGAAGACUGCCGAACAGACAAAACCGCCAUUGGCUAUCACAACAGAACAGACAAUACCGCCAUUGGCUAUCACAACAGAACAGACAAAACCGCCAUUGGCUAUCACAACAGAACAGACAAAACCGCCAUUGGCUAUCACAACAGAACAGACAAUACCGCCAUUGGCUAUCACAACAGAACAUACUGUGGAGGAGGAGCCUUUUCCUUCAUUCAAGCCUUUCCUUGGGAAUAUAGUCAUCACGGAUAUUACAACAAACUGUCUCACAGUGACAUUUAAGGAAUACGUUACAGUGUAACGAAGCUGAAAAAGACGAUCUGAGGACGAGGGAUUAAUAGCAAAUGUGUGAAUAUGUACAAAUGUGUGUUGGAACAUAUUGGUAUUUUCAGAUGUUUGAAUGUAAAUAAGAGCCCUUACAGUUUGCAUUUAGUGGGGUUGAGAUUCAUUUUGUUUCGGGUUCCUAACCCUUCUAUAAUUUGUAUGUACGUAGCUUUGGCUAUCAUUCUCUAAAUGAGCCCCAGAGUUGUUGUCAUACUUGAUGAUGUAAGCUUCUAAUUGAGUUACAAACUACUUUAGUAUAUGCUAUUUGACACAUGGUAUCAGGGCUCAGUGAAAAAGCACUUACUCUUGUAAAUAAUUAUUUACUUUUUAUAAAGGCUUUAUAUCCGUUUUGCUUUA
This is a messenger RNA of Oncorhynchus tshawytscha (Chinook salmon), 2402 nucleotides long. Its product is annotated as E3 SUMO-protein ligase CBX4-like. The transcript has 5 exons. Gene Ontology annotation, biological process: negative regulation of DNA-templated transcription. NCBI's taxonomy places the organism in Eukaryota, Metazoa, Chordata, Actinopteri, Salmoniformes, Salmonidae. Bases 256 to 2022 code for a protein of 588 amino acids. The record is from RefSeq and is a predicted model, not a curated record.